AUGCUGAAACAAGCUCGGUUCUUGAGAUCACUUUAUUCUCGCUUGCCGCGAUUUUACUGCUCUUCUGGCUGUGGAGAUACAGUUGCAAACGUUUCGCAUAACGUAUCUGCAAAACAGCAGCUCUACAUUACGGAUCCCAUCUCACCAGGCUCCAUAUUCUUUCUGCCGAAUGGUACCAAGAUUUUUAACAAGUUGGUUGGCUUUAUGAAGCUACAACAGCAACAUAAAUUCGGAUUCCAAGAAGUCAUGUCGCCUCUGAUCUACCGGAAAUCGCUUUGGGAAAGAUCUGGCCAUUGGGAGAAUUAUAAAGAGGAUAUGUUUCGAGUAGAAGGCCAGGAUAUUGACAAGGAAGAGUACGGAUUAAAACCCAUGAACUGUCCCGGUCAUUGUGUGAUUUUCAAGAGCUCCUCCAGGUCGUACAGCGAACUCCCGCUGAGAUUUUCGGACUUUUCACCAUUGCACCGCAACGAGGCAUCUGGUGCACUUUCGGGCCUGACUCGUGUACGGAAGUUCCAUCAAGAUGAUGGCCAUAUUUUUUGUACACCUUCCCAGGUAGAAUCGGAAAUCAAGAGUUCAUUAGAACUGGUAGAUCUAUGUUACUCCAAGAUCUUCCGCUUGGGUCCUAACGGAGGUCCGACCACUUAUUCUCUUCGCCUUUCUACAAGACCUGACAAUUACAUUGGGAGUUUGGAAGUAUGGGAUAAGGCAGAAACUGUUCUGAGAGAUAUUCUUGAAAGUUCAGGUAAAGAAUGGUCAGUCAAUGAAGGAGACGGCGCAUUUUAUGGUCCCAAAAUCGAUGUUAUACUCAAUGAUCACCGCGGUAAGACUCAUCAAGUGGCUACUAUACAGUUGGAUUUCAAUCUACCAGAAAGGUUUGAUCUCAAAUUCAAAGAUAAAGAUAACACUUAUAAAAGGCCAAUCAUGAUUCACAGAGCUGUGUUUGGGUCACUGGAAAGAUUCAUGGCAAUGCUGAUUGAUUCUAAUAACGGAAAAUGGCCUUUCUGGCUAAACCCCCACCAGUGCAUGGUUAUUCCAUUGAAUACGAAAGACGAAGCCAUGGUUGAAAAGGCUAAGGAAAUCACCAACAUUUUAAGAGGGGAAAACGUACCAGUAGACGAACCAGUGAAGCUCAACUCGCUUCACUUCAAUGUGGAUAUCGACGAUCGUGCCGAGCCGGCUGGGUACAGAAUCAAAGAUGCCAUCAUGAAGAAUUACUCCUACUUGGUAAUGGUUGGCGCAAAAGAGAUAGAAAGCGGUAAAUUCGCCAUAAGAUCCAGGGAGUCCAGAGAGUUGAGUCAUUUGACAAUCGAUCAAAUUGCUAACAAAUUUCGGGAACUCGAGGAAAACUAUCUUUGA
Molecule: messenger RNA, 1356 nt
Organism: Lachancea sp. 'fantastica'
Lineage: Eukaryota; Fungi; Ascomycota; Saccharomycetes; Saccharomycetales; Saccharomycetaceae
Source: the annotation of a GenBank genome assembly